This is a messenger RNA of Eruca vesicaria subsp. sativa (arugula), 507 nucleotides long. Lineage: Eukaryota; Viridiplantae; Streptophyta; Magnoliopsida; Brassicales; Brassicaceae. The record is from the annotation of a GenBank genome assembly.
AUGCUUAUGCACCAUGCUAUUGAUGUGACACUGGAGGAUAAGCUCAGCAAAGAGGAGGAUCAGGAAGAUGCAUGUAGAGAUGCGAGUCGUGAGAAAUAUAAGUUCUCUAGGGAGCAUAGAAAGCUUAUCCAAGUGAUGAAUGUGAAGAGUAAAAGAGACUUUCUUUGCUUGGAGAAAGUUAAUGGCGAGAUGGUGAACAUACUGGAGGGACUCGAUUUGCAUACCAAUGUUUUCAAUGCAGCAGAACAGAAAACGAUAGUUGAUAAAGUGUGUGAGCUACAAGAGAAGGCACGUAAAGGAGAACUAAAGUGUGUAUUUGCUCCAAAAGGAAAAGGACGUUCAGCUAUUCAAUUCGACUGUUGUUUCAACUACAGAACAAGCAAAGCUGGAAACCCGGCUGGGAUUCUUAGACAUGAAACUGUUGAUCCAUUACCUUCUCUUUUUAAAGUGAUCAUUAGAAGGUUGGUUGAAUGGCAUGUUCUGCCUCCAACUUGUGUACCUGAUUGA